AUGUCGGGUGAAUCUGACCCAGAAAAUACACCACGUCCUCAGCGCAUACGCAAGCGUCUUAGUGAUGUCCACGAUGUCAGCUUUGCAGACUCACCGCCGCGUCAACAAAGGUCGAGCAUUAACGACGACAACGCCGAAAAAAGGAGACGUCGAAAGAGCACCAAGAUUGCCAUUAUAGAGCAGCCAGGACCCUCAGAAACUAUGGAUAACAGGGACGCAGCUGAGACAUCGCGUACUGCCAAGCAGAAACUACCUCUAAACUCGGUGGCAGCGCCAGUCGUAGAGCCCCCAAGACUGGAAAUCCUUAGUUCAAAUUUCGACGAGUGGAUGAAGAUGGCCACCGACAAUAAAAUCAACGCCGGCAACUCAUGGAACUUCGCGCUCAUUGACUAUUUCCAUGACAUGUCCCUUCUCCGCAACGACGACGGGAAUACGAUCAACUUCCAGCGCGCCUCUUGUACAUUAGAUGGCUGCGUCAAAAUCUGGACAAGUCGCGUCGACAGUGUUACAACAGAGACGGGAAGGUUGCUCAGCAACCUCGCUAAUGAUGGCAAAGAUGAAGAAGACGACGAAGGAAACGGCUCAGAUAAUCCAGACGAGGAGGGAACGGCUGUCAAGAAGAAAAAGUCCCAUCGCCCAGCUGCUACUCUCGCCAAAGAUCCAGCUCAGUUGAGGAGCAAGAAGCUUGAACUCGAGUUUAGCGUCGACCCUUUAUUCAAGAAGACAAGCGCGGAUUUCGAUGAGGGCGGUGCCCAGGGCUUACUAAUGAACCAUCUCAGUCUCGGUACAGGCAAAGGAGGGUGCUUACGAAUUAUUUUCGACGCCAGUGACUCGGCCGCGCGAGCGGAAGGCGAAGAAGAGGAAGAUAUGAAUGAACCGGAAGAAUCCAUUGAUCUCUCAGAACUACGUCAAUUUAUACCUGAUCUGACUGUGUUGGACGACAAAGAAAUAGCACAUUCCCUGGCGGACUUUUCUUUCUCCAAGCCAUUUGUUUCCGAGGAAGCGACAUUUUUCCAAGAUAACACCCAGCCUUUUGACGAUGAUGACGACGAGCCUCUUCCUGCCGAGUUUCAGAUGGAUGUGGACGGUGAAGAUCCACCACCAGUUCAAGAUUUCUUCAUGGCAGACGAUGGUCCUCACGACGACUUCGGUGGAGACAUGAUGGGUGGAGAUGAUUUCGCGGGUGAACACACCUCAAAUGGUUCUGGGUUAAUGGCGGAACAGGGGCCUUCUGGUUCUGGCACUGUCCCCUUCGAUCCUCGCAGACCAACAAAUGACCUCGUAAUGGCCAUGACAGACGGAGACCACGAGGGAGGGAUGAUGGACUAUUUCGACAAAAACUUUUCCAAAAACUGGGCAGGGCCAGAGCAUUGGAAAAUGCGAAGGGUCGUUAUCCGGAAGCCGGAGGGCGCCGAUGGGAAGCAAGGGACAAAGCCUCGUCGGGAGAAGAAAGAUCCGUUCAAAGUCGAUUUCAUGACACCGAAUGAGAAGAGCCUCAAGGAACUAACGAAAGAGCUUUUCGCCCCAGUCACCAAAGGCGCAGGUAUCAAUUUACCUGGCACUGGCCCAACUGCACGCAAGAGUAAGAAGAAAGGUAAAGAGAAGAAGGACGAUCACUGUUUGCCCGACGAUAUGCAUUUCAGCAGUCGACAACUUGUAUCGCUAUUCCUCAAGCCCAAGUUCCGGCUCAAAAUGCGUGGCCGCAAUGUCAAGUACAACGAAGAUGGCGAUGGUGAGGUGGACGAGAACUUCUGGGCUCAAGCAGCAGCAGACCAAGCCGCUGGCCGUCAAGCUGGCGAUGAUGAACCUGGUGGGGAAGUGAUGCCCUUCAAUACCCAAUUCUUCCACGAUGACUACGACGAUGGACCUGGGUUUGAUGAUGGAUUUGACGACGGAGAUGCUCUCGCUCCCCCGGAAGCAGACACAGACGAGCAGGAUUUGCUUGCUGCAACCCAGGGCAAAACACGCAGAGUCCGGCCUGACUUUGUCAAUUAUGCAAAGCGCGCCAAGAGAGUGGAUGUGCGAAAGCUCAAGGACAAUAUUUGGCGCGGAUUGGACAUUGUCAUCGCGAAGCCAAAAGAGGAUGCAGAAGAGGACAAUAUGGUCAUCGACGACACCACGGACGAUUCACCGCCACCAACUGAUCCGUCUGAGGCUCGUGUUUUCAGCUCCGUCAUUUCUGGCCUACAAAAAUCAUACCCACGAGAAAGAAUGGAGGAAAUCAGCACCAGUUUCUGUUUCAUCUGCUUGCUGCAUCUUGCCAACGAGCAAGGACUCAAACUCGAUUCUGGCAUGGGUGAACUUCCUCCGAGCGAUGCGGUUUUGGACAAGAAAAUAGGAAAUAUUUGGGACCUCAAGAUUUUCCGGGACCCUGAUGCGACGCAGUCGGCGUGA
Mycena indigotica is the source of this 2394-nucleotide messenger RNA. Its product is annotated as Condensin complex subunit 2. NCBI's taxonomy places the organism in Eukaryota, Fungi, Basidiomycota, Agaricomycetes, Agaricales, Mycenaceae. Gene Ontology annotation, cellular component: condensin complex. Gene Ontology annotation, biological process: mitotic chromosome condensation. The coding region runs from base 1 to 2394 and encodes 797 amino acids. Gene Ontology annotation, molecular function: chromatin binding. The transcript is spliced from 7 exons. The record is from RefSeq and is a predicted model, not a curated record.